This is a messenger RNA of Bombina bombina (fire-bellied toad), 4011 nucleotides long. It is a transcript of the gene USP48, whose product is annotated as ubiquitin specific peptidase 48. Gene Ontology annotation, cellular component: cytosol; nucleus. The transcript has 27 exons. Gene Ontology annotation, biological process: protein deubiquitination. Gene Ontology annotation, molecular function: cysteine-type endopeptidase activity; protein binding; cysteine-type deubiquitinase activity. The record is from RefSeq and is a predicted model, not a curated record. NCBI's taxonomy places the organism in Eukaryota, Metazoa, Chordata, Amphibia, Anura, Bombinatoridae. The coding region runs from base 182 to 3295 and encodes 1037 amino acids.
CGUCACGUUUGAUGCUUUGCGUUACAUCCGGUUUCUGUUGCUGAACCUAGCAAGUACUCGGUAUAACGGGACUAGGGAUCUGUAAUACGGCAACUAGACCGGGGGCUGCGUGUCGAAUGUAAGUAUAGAAACCCGGGGGGUCUGCGGCGUGUUCUGACUGGGGUGACGUUCACGCCCAACCAUGGCCCCGCGGCUGCAGCUGGAGAAGGCCGCCUGGCGCUGGACGGAUGCUGUGACACCGGAGCAGGUGGAGCAGGAGCAUAUUGAGAUAGCCUACAGAGUGCGACUGGAGUCCUGUGUGCGGGGAGUCUGCAGGAGAAACUGCAAAGGAAAUCCAAAUUGUUUAGUUGGCAUCGGUGAACAUAUAUGGUUAGGAGAGAGAGAGGAAAAUAGCUUUCACAAUAUUGACGACCCCAAUUUUGAACGGAGGAAAAAGAACACUUUUGUCGGUUUGACCAACUUGGGAGCCACUUGUUAUGUAAACACUUUUGUCCAAGUAUGGUUUCUUAAUUUGGAACUGAGAAGAGCAUUGUACCUAUAUGAGAACGCCUGGAGUGCAGAAAAAGCAGAGGAAUGCAUUAAGGAAGAUAAAGAAUAUGAACCACAGACAAUUUGUGAGCAUAUCCAGUACUUGUUUGCUUUACUGCAGAACAGUAACAGGCGAUAUAUUGAUCCUUCUGGUUUUAUAAAGGCGCUGGGAUUGGAUACAGGGCAGCAACAGGAUGCACAAGAAUUUUCAAAGCUUUUUAUGUCAUUGCUGGAGGACACUUUAUCAAAGCAGAAGAGUCCAGAUGUCAAAAAUAUUAUUCAAAAGCAGUUUUGUGGGCAAUAUGCUUAUGUCACUGUCUGCAAUCAGUGUGGUAGAGAAUCCAAACUUGUUUCAAAGUUUUAUGAACUGGAACUGAAUAUCCAAGGACACAAGCAGCUGACAGAUUGCAUCUCUGAGUUUCUAAAGGAAGAAAAGUUAGAAGGGGACAAUCGCUAUUUCUGUGAGAAUUGCCAAAGUAAGCAAAACGCGACACGUAAGAUCCGGUUACUUAACCUUCCCCCAACGCUAAAUCUCCAACUGAUGCGGUUCAUAUUUGACAGGCAAACUGGGCACAAGAAGAAACUGAAUACGUAUAUUGGUUUCUCCGAGAUCCUUGAUAUGAACCCUUACUUGGAACAAACUGGUGGCAACUGUGUUUACGAGUUGAGUGCAGUUCUCAUACACCGAGGAGUCAGCGCGUAUUCUGGUCAUUAUAUUGCUCAUGUGAAGGAUCCCCAGACCGGUGAAUGGUAUAAGUUUAAUGAUGAGGAGAUUGAGAAGAUGGAAGGAAAGAAAUUGCAGCUAGGGACUGAGGAGGAUCUAGCUGAACCAUCCAAAACAGUGGUAUCGCGUAAACCCAAGUGUGCAAAGGGUGUCCACUGCUCUCGAAAUGCCUACAUGUUGGUUUAUAGCUUGAAAACAGAUGAGAAGCAAGAAGUAAUAUUUGAAGUCCCAGCUUUCCUGCAGAAGCUGGUGGAACUGGAUAACUGCAAGUUUGAGGAGUGGUGUGUUGAGAUGGCCGAGAUGCGUAAAGAGAGCGUAGACAAAGGAAAAGCCAAACAUGAGGAGGUGAAGGAGCUGUACCAAAGGUUACCUGCUGAAGCUGAUAAUCUCUACGAGUUUGUACCUCUAGACUGGCUGCAGAAAUGGCUUGAUGAGUCAACUCCCACAAAGCCCAUAGACAAUUCUAAAUAUCUGUGUACACACGGAAAACUACAUCCAGACAAAGUGUCUGUUGUAAAAAGAAUCUCCACACCUGCAGCUGAAAUCUUUUAUAACCGAUACGGAGGUGGCCCCCGGCUGAGUGCUGAAGCGCUGUGCAGGGAUUGUGUGGUUGAGAGGUGCAGAGUCUUACGAUUGAAGAAUCAGUUAAAUGAAGAUUACAAAACCAUAGCUAACCUGGUGAAACUCAUAGUUAAAAGCGGCGAAGGCUUUUGGGUGGGAAAGGCUUCGUUGCGCAGCUGGCGUCAGUUAGCGGUAGAUCAGCUGCAUCAGCACGAGGAUGAGUUGGAUGACGGCAAUGAGAGGUUGAAUGGAGAUGGACCAAAGAGAGAAGAGUUCAUUGAAGAGAGGAGAGAAGCGGAUACAGAAUUAAACUUUAAUGAGGAUCUCCUCUGCCCGCACGGAGGACUCUGCAUUUCUGAAUGUGAAAGGAAAGUAAUUUCUGAUCUAGCUUGGUACAAACUUAAGGAAUAUUUUCCCAAAGCUCCUGAAUUCCGAUACAACCAAGAAUCUUGCUUACAGUGCACGCUUUUGGAAAGAGAGGGAGAAAAAAAUGACGCCCUGAAUAAGAUGAUGGCAAAUGAACAAAAGUCUGCACUUUCAAACCUUUUCAUGGACAAAAACAGACCUUCUGGGAACUGGCCUCAGGAAACCUCUGAGUUAUAUGUUGUGUCUCAAUUUUUUGUGGAAGAAUGGAGGAAAUUUAUACGGAGACCAAACAAGAGCAUGCCGGUCAUGUCAAUAGGGAACAGUAUCCUGCUUUGCCCACACGGAGGCCUCAUGUUCUCAUUCUCCAACAUGACCAAGGAAGAUUCAAAACUUAUAGCUUUCUUAUGGCCUUCUGAAUGGGACAUAAUCAGGAAACUCUUCAUUGUUGAUCAUUCAAUCAAAAUAACCAGAACUUUCAUAAUGGAGGGGGACGCAACAACUUCACUCUAUUUAUCAGAACCCAAGCUUUGUCCAGGCUGCCGGGAAGGGUUAUUGUGUCAGCAGGAGAGAGACCUGAGAGAGUACGCCCAGGCAACCAUCUAUAUCCACAAAGUGGUGGAUAACAAGAAGGUAAUGAAGGAGGCUGCACCUGAGCUGAACGUGAGCAGCUCUGACCCGGAAGAUGAGAGAGAGGAAUGUAAACCGGAGGGGGAAAAUGAUCCAGAUUUUAACCAGGCUAACGGGGGAGCAAAGAGGCAGAAGGUGUGCAGCCAAGGCUAUGUCGUACAUCAGAAGCCAGGAAUCCGGCGAAGCACAAGACACAGGAAAGUCAGAGGAGAGAAAGCUUUACUGGUCUCCGCUAAUCAGACGUUAAAAGAACUGAAAAUACAGAUCAUGCAUGCAUUUUCAGUCGCUCCAUUUGAUCAGACUUUGUAUAUAGAAGGAAAAAUACUGAAUGAUGACGCCGCUACGCUUGGAUCCCUUGGAGUCACUCCAGAAUCAGUCAUUUUACUAAAAGCUGAUGAGCCAAUAUCUGAUUACGCAGCAAUGGAUGAUGUUAUGCAAGUUUGUCUGCCAGAGGAAGGAUUUAAAGGAACAGGUCUGCUUGGACAUUAGCUCUGAAUCUUUGGUCACAUGAAAAUGAACCUAUUAUUGACUCUUCCAGAAGCCAGUGGCUGUUUGAUGUCUCCUUCAUUUACUGAGAAUGCCUUACAUCCAAUGUAGCAGAUUGCACUGAAGAACUGCGGACUUUAAAAUUAUUCAACUUUUAUAUUUAAAUAAAACAAGUAUCUAAACUGUAUAAUAUGUUGAGGGACACCUGCCAAACUUCAUGUUUACUUAACAGGUUUUAGGGAGGAUUUGAGAUGCGACUAUUUAGCUCUAAGCAGCAUUUUGAAUUAUUUCAUUGAAAGUCUUGGACUGAGAUGUGAAAUGUCUUCUGUAAUGGAAAAAUAAUUUUAUUAAAUAGGUUUUAUUUUGCCCUAUUACUAGGACAUUAAAAACCUACUGAAGGACAAUAAUAUUUUCAUUUAACAUCAGUAGAGCAUGGGUCUAUAUAACUAAAGGUUAUAUUCUGAGGGAAUAAGGAUUGCUUACAAAUAUCAAGGGAAAUGUGGAACUUGCAAAAUCUAUCGAUAAUCAUAAUUUGCUGUUGUGCAAUCCAGCCAGGAACUAUAUCAGAUUCCUCCUCUAUGUCAGGGCUUCUCUAUUUUUUGUUUUCAUUUUGUCUAUUUUUCUACCUGUUGAGCAUUAAUAGUGAGGUCGUAUUCUCAUAACGGAGAAAGAAUUUCCACAUCAAAGUCUGAUUCAUAUAAAAAUUACCGUCUUCAUCA